This is a messenger RNA of Symbiodinium natans, 456 nucleotides long. NCBI's taxonomy places the organism in Eukaryota, Dinophyceae, Suessiales, Symbiodiniaceae. The record is from the annotation of a GenBank genome assembly.
AUGCUGCGAUCUACCGUUCGGUUGGUGAGGAAAAUGUUUCUACCUUUCUACUCCAAGGAACGCGGCCCGCCCAAGAUCCGGCAGCAAGUGGUGGGAACGAGGGGGCGCAGGUUUUUCAAGUUGGUGGCAUGCAACCAACGCGAUCCGCAGAACGGCAAGCACAUGGAGGUUCUGGGCAGCUAUGCUCCGAAGGUCAAAUCCAACAUCAAGGAGAUUCGGUUUCGUUUCUCCAGAGUGAAGUUUUGGAUCGGCGUUGGUGCGCAGUUCAAUCCAGGAACAAGGCAAUUGCUUGCCCUGGCUGGGCUAAUCCCGACACCUCCGCCCCUCUUCGGACAUCGGACAAAAGGCCAUUACAAGGAGCUGCAGCAGGUUCUUGACCUCAGACAAGAAGCUCACGAGGCCGCUGUGCAGGAAUAUCACAAGCACUCCGGUGUGAAGGGCAUCCAUGUGCGCUGA